This is a messenger RNA of Puntigrus tetrazona (Sumatra barb), 2570 nucleotides long. RefSeq names its product fibronectin type III domain containing 10 (gene fndc10). The transcript has 2 exons. Gene Ontology annotation, molecular function: protein binding. The record is from RefSeq and is a predicted model, not a curated record. NCBI's taxonomy places the organism in Eukaryota, Metazoa, Chordata, Actinopteri, Cypriniformes, Cyprinidae. The coding region runs from base 826 to 1635 and encodes 269 amino acids.
GUGUGUGUGUGUGUGUGUGAGUGUGUGUGUGUGUGUGUGUGUGUGUGAGGGAGUAAAGUGCUGAUGAACGUUCGUCUCUAACACUCGAGAGUCUCAUUAAGUCGUUCUGAUUGGAUGUUCCGUCGUUAGUCGAAGCGCUGACUCAGUCCUCCUGACGAACUCGAGUGUGUUUGGACCAACAUCUCGUCAGCUAGGUAUCACGUGACGCUGUAUUUCGCGCGCUCGACGUGCGUCAUCCUCGCGUGCGUCCGGUCUCUGUGUUUUACCUCAGGAACAUCAUCUUUGACGCUGAUGAGGUGAUCUCGAAUCAGUCCGCUGAUGUUUCCCGCCAUUGACCGGAAAUGAUGAACACUAGAUGGCGUCAUAUUCAAAGUCAAGAACAGACGUUAUAAAUGAAUGGCACGUUAAAUACACGUCGAAUUAAGAGUUGCUCUUCGGUUUAGGGAGGUUUUUAAAAGCCGCUCGAGGCUGACGUGGCCUGUAUAUUUCAGGUAUUCUCAAUGAAACACGAUUCAUAAACUCGAGCCCGUAUAUAUUACAGAAUAUCGUGAAAUGUGUUUGACAGAUUUCUGCAGCAAACACCACACGGUCACAUGCAUCGUUUAAAACAGUAUAACUUAUUAUGCUUCGUGUCGGAGACGCGUCGAGGGGAACGAGAGGAAAUAUGAUAAUUAAUAGCGACGCGCGCGCUCCUGGACAGAUGCUCGCUCCCGUGCGGCGGCUGCAGCGCGAGGCUUUUCUCUUCUCUGAGGUGGUCGCGCGCACCGGUGUGAUGGCGACCGCGCUGUUCUCCGCACCUGUGAACGUUUAACGGUUUAAUCAGACAUGGCGCGCCGUCAGGGAUCGGUUCUCCUCCGCUGCGCGGUUCUGCUGGUUCUCGGCGGCGGGAGUUCCGCUCUACCGAACCGGGCCAGCAGCGAGGCGCAGCACGACCCCGCCGACGGUAAUAACACCGACAAACCCCCCAGUACAGACUCUCUGGGAAUCACCGAGCUCUUACCAAAGCUACAGGACAACAGCAGUACUGUGAGACACUGGCGCGUCCUGGAGGACCCCGGGCCCUUGUGCGCUUACCGCGUUCUGGGCGCUGGUGACCCCGGGCGACUGUGCUUCCGCUACGCCCGACCUGACUUCAGGUGCGCUAGCGCUAGCUGUCAACAGGUGAGCUCACCCGGGGGUCACCUCACGGCCAAUAUUCUGUCCAACGGAAGCGUGUUCAUUCAGUGGACGGUCGCGCUCACGCCGAAGGGCCCUGCUCCGGGCCAAGCGGGCGGGUUUAAGCUCAGCUGCUGGUGGAACGGAAGCUACACGCAGUUCGAAUGCGCCGGCGUUCACCUAGGCGCCGGCUGCAGGGAUUACUUACUCAACGAGCUGCACACGAACGUGCCCUACCGCCUGUGCGUGCGGCCCUACGCCCUCGACCGGGACGAAGCCUGCGUGGAGUUCAGCCUCGCGCCCGGCGGGAUGCAGGACAUCGUCAUCGCCAUGACGACGGUGGGCGGAGCAAUCUGCGUGAUGCUGGUCAUCAUUUGCCUGCUGGUGGCGUACAUCACCGAGAACAUCAUGAACCCCACGGCGCAGCACACGCUCGCGGCGCAGCACUCGCACAGAUCGCAUUUACACACGCACCUGUGAAGACGCAAGCAUCGGUACGGUCACGCAGACACACACCCGCACUUUCCUACAACUCAGGAUCGGACGCCAUCCACACUAAACUCCUGAGACUAUCUACCGGCCGUGUUCGGAACGGAGCACUUAGCUGCUGUUUAACGAAUACCGUGCAGUACGCGCUGUCUGCUACUUUCGAGUAAUAGACGAGCGUGCUGCUCGUGUUCAGGUCCGUUCGCAUGUUUUAACGCAAUUUAACAUUUCGAGUCAAGGCAUUGCAUUGUGGGAUACAGUAUCCUGCAGAAAUAGUAGGUAUAAUACGACGGUACGCUAUUCCGAACAUAGCCAUGUCUUAUGAAAAUGAAUCACGGUUUGAUGUUUUUUGUUGCUGUAUUGAUUACCAUCCGUAUAUCCACUUUUUACUACAAAUAUUAUGGUUAGCGUAGGACGACCGUGUGGUUUCCAUGGUAACCAUGUUUGUGUGUGUGUGUUAAAACCAUGGUACAUUUUCCCGAGGGAUACACCUAGCUAUACACCGAUAAGCUUUUUUUUCUGUGUUCACGUGCAUUUUCAUCUAUAGUCUCGUUUAAUAACGCCAUUUACCAAAAAAACUGUGCGCUCGUUGAUAUUUAGACUGAUAGCUAUAUUAAUAUUUGUUUUAGAAAUGCAAAAUAACUGCAUACGGCGGCUUUUUGUAAGGUAAUAACCCUGUUUUCAGGCUUCGUGAGUGUAUUACGGACGAAAAGCUGCUUUAUCUUCCCGGAGGGACGUUGUAGUUUUGUACUCUGUGUGUCAAACCCAAUAAUUUACAGUAUGCCUUAUCUUUACACGACUCGUCUAAUUCUGAGUUAGUAAUGUUCACCAAAAUAAGGACCCACUGACUGAACGUCAUUUGAAUACUGUGCUCUUUUCCUGUUAUAUAAACCUUUUGUGUCAAUAAAAGAGGGUGACUUUAAGAAACA